AAUCACUUAAACAUCAGUCUGUGUCGAUACUUGAGUGAGUCAAGAACGGUAUAAUUUUGAGCAAAAAAGCAUUUGUGAAAAUUUUCUACAUUAGAAAGUUCAAGAUGAAAUACGUGAUAUUUUCCCUUUUGCUCUGCGGAGUAUCCCUUUCCAUGGGACAGCGUUUGGAAAAUGAUCCUGAUGGAAAGGCUUGCGUACCAGGUAGUUCUUUUAUGGACAAGGAUAACUGCAACAGAUGCGUCUGUACAAAAGAUGGAGCAAGAUAUGCCUGCACUAAAAGGUUUUGCGGUACAAUGGAUAUUCAAGGUGAUCAACCGCAAAAUGAGCAAAACUGUGUUCCUGGAUCACGUUUUAAGUCUUCUGAUGGCUGUAAUUGGUGUACUUGCUCCGAAGAUGGAAAACAUUCCUUCUGUACUCUAAUGGCUUGCGUUGGUAAACCUGAAUACGUUGCAACACCCUACCGCAGGAAGCGUGACGAAGGUUGCGUUCCUAAAUCGUCAUUCACAGCCCCGGAUGGCUGUAAUACUUGCAGAUGUUCUGAUGAUGGAAAACACUCUUUCUGUACUCGAAUGGAAUGCCCACCAAAAGCCCAGGAAGCAACCCCGUAUCGCAGAAGACGUGAUCUCACAUGUACUCCUGGACAAACCUUUACGGCUUCUGAUGGAUGUAACACAUGCCACUGUAACGAGGAAGGCACAAAUGCCGUCUGCACCCUUAAGGCUUGCAUUAGCAAUCCGAACAAUCCUAACUAUGCAGCAACGACCUACCGCAGAAAACGCGAUGAAGGUUGCACUCCCAAAUCUACAUUCACAGCCCCAGAUGGAUGCAACACUUGCAGAUGCUCUGAUGAUGGAAAGACCUCUUUCUGUACCCGAAUGGAAUGCCCACCAACACCCCAGGAAGCAACCCCAUAUCGCAGAAAACGUGACCUCAAAUGCACUCCUGGGAAUGUCUUUAUGGCUGAAGAUGGAUGCAACUCAUGUAUCUGUAACGACGAUGGUACAAAUGCUGCUUGCACUGAAAGGGCUUGCAUUACAAAUCCUGAAUACGCUCCAAUGCCCUAUCGCAGGAAACGCGAUGAAGGUUGCGUCCCUAAAUCUUCAUUCACAGCCCCAGAUGGCUGCAACACUUGCAGGUGCUCUGACGAUGGAAAACACUCUUUCUGUACUCGAAUGGAAUGCCCACCAAAAGCCCAGGAAGCUACUCCCUACCGCAAAAGACGUGAUCUCGCUUUAGACCGAGAUAGUGGAAUAGCUUGCGAGCCAAACACUAGCUACAUGAAUGAUUGCAAUAUGUGCAUUUGCACUGUCUAUGGUAGACUCUACUGUACUCAGAGACAUUGCAUCAAAUUCGAAUAGAAACUGCACUUUCUGCACAAUCUCUUUUCUACCUCACACUUCCUACACAGCUUUACCCUUCAGCAUCCAUCGUAUUCCUAAAAGCAAUCUUUUACUUCUAAUAACACAUUUCAAACUGACUUUUGUAAUUAACAUAAAUUUCUCUCUUUUUAUGUACAGAGACGUGUGAAGAUAAUAAAUGUAAAUGAGCUAACA
This is a messenger RNA of Phlebotomus papatasi, 1553 nucleotides long. RefSeq names its product laminin subunit beta-1-like. The transcript is spliced from 9 exons. Lineage: Eukaryota; Metazoa; Arthropoda; Insecta; Diptera; Psychodidae. Bases 105 to 1358 code for a protein of 417 amino acids. Gene Ontology annotation, molecular function: peptidase inhibitor activity; protein binding. The record is from RefSeq and is a predicted model, not a curated record.